AUUUGACAGCACGAGAACAAACAUGGCGCCUAUGGGAGAGAGUGCCGUCAAUACCUUCGCCUCUCCUCUCCUGUCUCUGUCAGCUGUCAGAAAAGAAACUGGCUGGGUGAGGAUUAGCAAGUAGUGACUGCGAUCAGCUGUUGGCCUAUAUCCAUCUUUGGUAGUUUUCCCACCUGUUUUUGGCGAUGAGGAGGCGGCCUGUGAGAUAGGACUGAAUCCCCUGCCACAACUGCUUUAGACUACGCACGAACAGUUUGGCUUUGUUUCCUCACUCAAGCGAUAUGUUAAAAAGGUAAACACCCUGCCAACCAGCCUCUCGCUCUCAUUUAGUCAUCAUUCCCACUUGCUACUGAUGUCAUCAUCACCCAUGAAGCCCUGUCCCAUGUCUGGACUUUCCAAAACACUGGAUACUCUUUCCAUGUCUUCCUUUUUAUCUGAGGAGUUAGACGAGGAUGGGCUUGAAGACGGCCAGAACGAGGAUGGUCUUAGAGACCUUGAAGUGAACCCAUAUGAUGGUCUGCCUUUUUCUUCUCGCUACUACACCCUCCUGCAAGAGAGGCAACAACUUCCCAUAUGGAAGUUAAGGAAGAAUCUAAUGGAGCACCUGGAGAGUCACAACAUGGUGCUACUGAGUGCACCCAGUGGAGCCGGAAAGAGCACUCAGGUGCCACAGUGGUGUGUGGAAUAUGCUUUGUCAUAUGAAUUCUCUCAAGGCCUGGUUUGUUGCUCCCAACCUUAUUCAGUGGCAGCGGUCAGUCUGGCCCUUCGUGUGGCCGAUGAGAUGGACCUCAGCUUGGGUCUGGAGGUGGGCUACGGGGUGGCUCAUGAUGACAGUUGUACACCAGAUACCUUGCUCAGGUUUGUCAGCGACACGCUCCUGCUUGAGGAAAUGAUGUCAGAUCCCUUGUUGCAUCAAUAUGGCAUCGUGGUUUUGGACGAGGUCCAAGAGCGCACCGUAGCGACGGAUGUGCUGCUUGGGCUGCUGUGCGACGUCUGCCGUCAGAGGCCUGAUAACUUCCACGUGGUUCUUCUGACUCACCCGACUCUCGCUCCUCGGCUUGCCUCCUUCCUGGGUCCUGCCGUCCCUCACCUCUGCAUGGGCAGCCUCCCAUCGGAGGCACCUACAAAUGGACAAGAAAAGGAAGGUGUGGUAGAAGAGGAGAGGAACUCUAUCAACCAGAACAAAAUGGAAAUUAUGUAUCAGGAGCUUCCACCUCAGAAGGACCCUGUGAUUGCUGCUUCUCACAUGGUUCUAGAUCUUCACCGAAAAGGAGAGGAGGGAGAUAUGAUGGUGUUUCUUGCAAGUGCACAGGAAAUAGACGAAUGUGCUACACAGCUUGAAGCAGACCGUGCAUCCCUAAGUCCUCACCUUGGUUCACUCAAGCUCAUUCCCCUCCACACUGGACUGGGUGCGCUGACUCAACGAGUGUACAACACUGAAGUGUCCACGCAAAAGGAGAAUGAUGGGUUGGAGGGAAAGGACAGCACAACACUGGGUGUGGCGGAAGAGCCAGCGAUCCAGAGGAAAGUCAUUCUCACCAAUAGCCUGGCUGAGGCUUCCUUCUCCCUCCCAGCCAUUCGCUAUGUCAUAGACACAGGCCUUCAACUCAAAACUGUUUACAAUCCUCAGAUAAGAGCAAACUCACAAAUGCUGAAGACAAUCAGCAAAACACAGGCAGACAUGCGAGCUCAAAGAGUGAAUAGCAAACUUCCUGGACUGUGUUUGCGCCUGUACCCCCAGUCUAUGUAUGAUAAGGGCAUGGGGGAAGCUCAUUGUCCUGGCGUAAUGGAGGAAAAUCUCAGCCACUUAGUCUUGUUGCUCAAGAGACUGGACAUUGCCGACAUGGGUCAAUGCAAAUUCCUAGACAGACCAGCCCCAGAGGCUUUAAUGCAAGCCUUGGAGGACUUAGACUACCUAGCAGCACUGGAUGACGAUGGUAACCUAUCAGAAGUGGGCAUCAUAAUGUCAGAACUGCCGCUGGAGCCGCAUCUGGCUAAAGCCCUGAUAGCAUCUUGCGAAUAUGACUGUGUUGAUGAGCUGCUCACUAUCGCUGCAAUGCUGACAGCUCCUUCCUGCUUCUUGAGGCCGGAACCAAACAGAGAGGAGGCUGCCCUUGCUCAUUGGCGACCUCUAAUGCACAAUGAAGGCGACCACAUGUCUCUCAUUAACGUUUACAAUGCCUACAUGGACCAUAAUCAAGAUGAGGCAUGGUGCACGACACACUUCCUGAACCACGUGGCCCUGCAGCUGGCUGUGGUCAUCAGGGCCGAGCUGCUGGAGGUCAUGCAGCGAAUUGAACUGCCUGUGUCACACCCUGCUUUUGGUUGCCAGGACAACUGCACAAAUAUCAAGAGGGCUCUCAUCUCAGGCCUCUUCCUUAAAGUGGCUCACGAUGUGGAUGGUUCAGGUAACUACCUCCUGUUAACUCACCGCCACGUGGCUCACCUGCACCCUCUCUCGUCAUACCUGUGUCGUCAGCCCUGUCCCGCCCCACCUGCCUGGGUUCUCUACCACGAAUUCACUAUCUCCUGUGACAACUGCAUACGCAUCAUAUCUGAGGUCCACCCACAGAUGCUUGUGGAGCUAACGCCUCAGUACUUCCUGGGAAACCUUCCCUCUAGUGAUGGCAAGGAGCUGCUCAUCAAGCUGAGACAGAAUACACAGCCUUACGGUUACGAACGAGAUGGAGUAAUGGACGCUCGCAGCAGGACCCACAAAGAAACUGACACUGAUGGAACGGGAGAUGCUCAAAAUCAGUCUGGCACUGAGCUCUGUGUUGUCCAAUGAAUACUACAUGUGGGUAAUGUAGUGAUGUGCUUUAUCUUAAACUGGGCGUUUAUCAUUUACUGGUACAGGAAAACACUAAUAGAUUUUAAUGAUAAGUUCUCUAAUGAUUUUGGAAGAAUGCACACCUCGUGUCUUUGUCCUUAUUGCAGUGUACCGUACUGUUAACUUAUUUAUAGAAUUCUGUCAACUUUUAAAGAAACUCAACGUUAUUUUACUUUUAAUAUUGAUAGGGGAUUUGUUUCUUUCCAUUUGUUCUUCAGCAUAUAUUCCAUUUGGAGAGUCUUUGUAGAGAAAGGGAACCUGAUAAUAUUUAAAUUAACCAUAGUCAUUUCUCAGAAUAUGCAGUGUGUGGUAAUGCAC
Messenger RNA from Syngnathus acus (greater pipefish), 3148 nucleotides. RefSeq names its product DEAQ box RNA-dependent ATPase 1 (gene dqx1). The record is from RefSeq and is a predicted model, not a curated record. Gene Ontology annotation, molecular function: RNA binding. Bases 353 to 2788 code for a protein of 811 amino acids. Gene Ontology annotation, cellular component: intracellular anatomical structure; spliceosomal complex. NCBI's taxonomy places the organism in Eukaryota, Metazoa, Chordata, Actinopteri, Syngnathiformes, Syngnathidae. The transcript has 12 exons.